This is a messenger RNA of Penaeus indicus, 3006 nucleotides long. RefSeq names its product tRNA-dihydrouridine(20) synthase [NAD(P)+]-like (gene Dus2). The transcript is spliced from 10 exons. Gene Ontology annotation, cellular component: cytoplasm. The record is from RefSeq and is a predicted model, not a curated record. Gene Ontology annotation, molecular function: tRNA dihydrouridine synthase activity; flavin adenine dinucleotide binding; tRNA binding. Gene Ontology annotation, biological process: tRNA dihydrouridine synthesis. The coding region runs from base 60 to 1652 and encodes 530 amino acids. Lineage: Eukaryota; Metazoa; Arthropoda; Malacostraca; Decapoda; Penaeidae.
UUGCGUUCGUCUCCCAUGUCAACACAGGCAGACUCACACGAGGUUAAGAGACAACAAAUAUGAAUCAGUAUAAGAAUGCCAUUAUUGUGGCCCCGAUGGUGCGUGUUUGUACCCUGCCCUUUCGGCUCCUGGCUAUCGAUUAUGGAGUUGACCUUAUUUAUACAGAGGAGACCAUAGAUUUCAAGAUGCUUCGCUCUGUCAGAAAAGAUAAUGAGGCUCUAGGAACCACAGAUUUUGUUGACAAAUCAGAUGGGACAGUCUUCUUCAGAACAUGUGAGAAGGAGAGGAAAAAAGUGGUGUUCCAGAUAGGCACAAAUGAUCCACAGAGAGCAUUAAAAGUUGGAAAGAUGGUAGAGCCAUAUGUAGCUGCCCUGGAUGUGAAUAUGGGUUGCCCGAAAGAGUUCAGUAUCAAGGGUGGAAUGGGGGCAGCUCUUCUGACGCAGCCAGAAAAGGUUAAGAGCAUUCUCACCACUCUCGUUCAAGGCCUGUCCAUUCCCGUCACAUGCAAGAUCCGCCUCCUGAACAACAUGGAGGACACUCUGGCACUCUGCAGGACCAUAGAGCAGUGCGGGGUGGCAGCUCUUGCUGUCCACGGGAGGACCAAGGAGGAAAGGCCCAACCAUCCCAACCACAAUGACCAGAUUAGGGAGAUUGCUAAGGCACUCAGCAUUCCUGUCAUUGCAAAUGGUGGUUCAAAGGAGAUCUCAUGCUACGAGGACAUAGAAAAGUUUCGCCAAGAGACUGGAGCAGCCAGCGUCAUGAUUGCGAGGGCUGCCAUGUGGAACUGCUCAAUCCUUAGGCCAGAGGGAUAUCUGCCCAUGGACACUGUGAUAUCAAGUUACCUGAAAUAUUGCACUGACUAUGACAACCCUUUUACAUAUAGCAAAUACACAGUCCAGAACAUGUUGAGGGAUCAGCAAGACACCUUAAGAGGAAAAGCUUUCUUGGAAACUCAAACCUUGCAAGAAAUCUGCGUCAUAUGGGGCCUUGGGGAAUAUUACAAGACCGAGCAGGCAAAGCAGGCACGUCUCCGCCUUGCCCUCAACGUGGAAAGGGAGAGCGGCAAAGUGUCCAUGCCCCCAAGUGCAGACCACGUGUCCAUUGUGGAGAAGGUAGAGGAAGGGCAGAAAGUGGUGGAGAUGCCCGUGCAGUUCAUAAGAGGGAAUUACAACAACGCAGAUCUGCCGAAGAUGUUACUGAAUACCUAUAUAUAUCGCAACCAGCUGUCAGGACCUAAAUACAGCCAUAUCGUUUAUGACAAAUUCUUCGCAGCAUCAGUAGUUGUUGAUGGCAUUAAAUAUAGAUCAACACUCAAGGAGAAGAGCCGAAGAUACUCGGAACAAGGGGCAGCCAUGGUCUGCCUCCAUGCCCGUGGUGUUGUCAACAAGACCUAUGGCUUUGUGCCCGCUGAUGGGGCCAGGAAGUACCAGUAUGUGAUUGACGAGGCGAACAAAGCAAGGGAGAAAGGGGAGAAGAGGGAAUCGGAAUCCGCUGAGAACGACAAGGUGGAAGAGACAAGCAAUAAUGGAGACAGUGGGGUAGUGGAGCACAAGAAGUGCAAGUUGGAGAAUGCAGUGCUGACCGAAAACAGUAUAAUUGUCAAUAGCGGGAUAACGGCAGAUGUAGCCGACUGUAAUAUCAAAGCUUCAUGAUGAAUAUGAUCCUGUUUAAUUAGGUUUCCUAUUUACUCCUUUUUAGAGGCAUUGACAAAAGAAAUAAGUAUUUUUGAUGUAUAUGCAGAGAGGGGAAAAUGGAGUUUUAGAUUUUGUAUGAAUGAAAGAAAAAGUUUAGUGGUCACAGGAAGUUUUGAAAUUCUCUAGAAAUCAGUGUAUGAAUAUGAGCUUACAUAAGGAAAUUUUAUAUUUACACUCAGCUAUAUAUAAAAAAACAAAUAUAUAUAUAUAUAUAUAUAUAUAUAUAUAUAUAUAUAUAUAUAUAUAUGUAUGUAUGUAUGUAUGUAUGUAUGUAUGUAUGUAUGUUUUACCUGAAUACAUACAUACAGUGUGGGUGUGGGUGUGUGUGGAUUAUGCUGUGAAUACAUGUAGCUACAUGACAUAAUCCAAGUCGAAACCCUAGAAAUAUUAGAUUGUGGAAAAGCAUGCACAAAUAACUCAUAAAUAGGGUUACUCGCAGAAGGAAAUUUGGACUUCAUUUAUGCUCAUACUAUUUAUUAUUGAAGUAAAGCUAGGUUACUUUAACUUUUGUGUUACGCGAUAUGCUAAGUUCACAGACGAAUGAUGAUAGAUUUAUUACAAAAUUUCACUGUAUUAGGAAGGCUGGGAAUUUUCCUUAAUGUUUAUUUCUUUUCAAACAUUCUGUAUGGGGUCAUUUUGGUAUUAUUUUUUAUCAUCAUUAUUAUGAUUAUCUUUGGCUUUAUAGUUAUUAUUAUUAUUAUUAGAAUUAUCUUAUUAUUUUUAUAUUCAUAUUAGAUGCUGUCAAUAUUAGUGAUAGUAGUAGUAGUAGUAGUAGUAGUAUUGGUAUUAUUACUGCUACUCUGUACAUUAUUGAUAUUAUUAUUAUUAUUAUUAUUACUAUGUUUAUGUUUAUGUUUAUGCUUAUUACUAUUACAUUUUUUUAUUAUCACCAUCAGUUUUGAUAUCAUCUAUCUCAUUAUCAUUACUACCACUAUUAUAUUAUUGCUAUUGUUAUGGUUCUCUUGUUAUUGAUACUGUUUAAGUUAUUUUUCUGUCUACACUCAGGGAGUUUCAUGUUUUACAUCAGAAAAAAGGUAAUAAGAAUGUGUGUGUGUGUGCGUGUGCCUGUGCCUGUGCAUGUGUGUGUGCAUGUGUGUGUGUGUGUGUGUGUGUGUGUGUGUGUGUGUGUGUGUGUGUGUGUGUGUGUGUGUGUGUGUGUGUGUGACAAAAACUUUAAAUUGAUACCCAUAUCUUACAGGAACAGUUUUGCUGUCAGAUCAUGUAAUUCAAGUACUUGUUAUUCUUUCUGUUUUUAUUCCAUAUUAUCUUUACCAUUGUUGGUACUUCUAUUUUAAAAAAGAAACUAAAGUAG